Molecule: messenger RNA, 603 nt
Organism: Knipowitschia caucasica
Lineage: Eukaryota; Metazoa; Chordata; Actinopteri; Gobiiformes; Gobiidae
Source: the annotation of a GenBank genome assembly
AUGGAUUCUAUUUUUAUUUCCUUCAAAUGGGCGUACGAUAGAGUUAAGCCUUCAGACUCGUGUUUUUGUGGCUCUGAAAGGAGAAAAUCUCAAGCACCACCAAAAGAGAUUCAGGAGACAUUUAUUCUUACAAACAUGACGAUCUCUGGGAAGUAUUCUUGUCAGUAUAAAACUGCUGAAGCUUUUUGGUAUCUAAGGGUGAGAGACAGCGGUUAUACUGAGGUGUGGAACUAUAAAGAGAUCGUCGCAGUGUCGGCCAUCACUGGUCUGCUGCUGGUCUUCAGUGUGGCGGGAUCUGUCUAUGUCUUCAGAGGAACUUGUAAAUAUUGCAAACCCCAAAAUAACCAAAGUGAUGAAAGCAGAAAGGACAGGGAGGAGACGGAAAGUGUUGAACCAGCCCAGUCUACGUCUUUGUAUGCUAGUCUAGAUGCUCGCCCAAAGUCUAUCUAUGAUGUUCUGGACCCAAUCGCUGAUUCUGCUGCUGGACACCAAGACCAAAUGAAAGCCAAAAUACCUAAAACAAAGAAUUCUCCAAAGAUGGUGAGAGAUGCUCCUCAAAACCAAGAUGAAGGAAUAUUUGAAUGCGUCUAUGAAAACUUUUAA